Molecule: messenger RNA, 2679 nt
Organism: Mesocestoides corti
Lineage: Eukaryota; Metazoa; Platyhelminthes; Cestoda; Cyclophyllidea; Mesocestoididae
Source: the annotation of a GenBank genome assembly
AUGAUGGUUAAAAAGUCUCAUGGGUCAUCUAGAACUGAUUUGACAUUGUCUCGUACGAGAUCUGAGAAUCGUCAGCUGAUUAUUCAGUCUAACCAGCCGUGUCCACCAGGCUUAACAAAUUUAGGAAACACCUGCUACAUAAAUGCUACGCUUCAAUGCCUAUUCGCCAUCCACCCCCUUGUUGAUUGGCUUAUCAAUAGAUCUAAUAUGAAUGUGCUGGAAUAUUCUCAAUCAAGUAGCGACUCACUUACCCUCGCUCUCUCGAGACUUUGCCUAGCAAUAUUCAAACGGAACUUUAAGUCUGAACUAGAAGAUUUUCGUCGUGUUAUUGGCACACUUGACAACCAAUUUAAAGAAGCUCGGGAGCAGGAUGCACAAGAAUUUUUGUUUUUCCUGCUUCAUCGGCUGCAUGACGAAACUUCUGGUAGAUCUGGAACGUCGGAAGUGUGGAAAAUCUUUCAAGGUGUACUUCAGAAGCAAUUUAAAUGUCCCGACUGCCAUAAGACCUUAAGCAAUUAUAAUUCAUCCAAACUGGGGCCAUUUUCAAAUUCUUCAUCAAAUCGUGCUCCUCCACAAGAAAAUCCCGAGAAUUUUCUUUUUUUGUCGCUCCCAAUUCCCAUUUCAAUUGAAGAAAUGGCGGCAGCGACGGAUUCUGUAGAAAAUACCAAUGUUUCUGAACUGAAGAUUGUCUUUAAUCAAAUUCGCGAAAUGAAACCACCGCAGUGUUACAGACACCUUCUCUGUCUCGAUCCUAAUACGGACAUUCAAAACGUUUACAACCUGAUUUUUUCCAUGUCCCAAAUUGGCCUCAACGCAACAAAUUCCACUUCGCGUAAAGGCUCUUAUGCCACUGCAGUUGCCUCAAAUUAUCAUGAUCAAAAAAAAACGUCUAUUUCAUCACUCCACAACGACCCUCAACCACUACCAGCUCGCCACCAUGACCCAUUUCUCCUUGUGCAGGCUAAAUCUACAGGCUUUGGAGACUGGUUUCUGGACCCCUCUGGCCGUGCUAUCGACCUUGUGGAUGGUUUAAAUUUGGAAGACGAAGUUCACACAAACACGCCAUCUGCGAGGGAAUCUGUUAAAAAGAACCUUCUAGUGGAUGAUGGACUUUUCAUUGUUCAUCUCAAUAACCAUCCUCAGGAGGAUUUUGACUCAUGCUUCAAUUCUUCAUCUCCACUGAUUGAUCAAAUUCACCCGAACGAUGAUCGUUUUUAUCAGCCAUGUUCUACAACCGCGCAAAACGUAGAGGGCUAUAUUCAACUUCUCUUGGUGCAUGUAACAGAAUCAAAACAAAAGAAUGCCUCGUGCGACUCCUUCGACGGAACCAAUGCCGCUCGAGUGGCGGGUUUUCAACGGUUUUCGCCCCCUUUGACGCUCAACGUGCCCAAGGAGAUAGAUUUUGAGAGCCUGCGACUUUUAGCGCUUCGCUCCCUGUUAGCCUUUUCUAAGAACGACACAGAGGCACAUUUUGAACGCGUCUUUGAUUCGAAGGCCUUCGUGAAUGUCUACUUCUGGGUGGUCGACGCCGGACCUUGGGAGCCGUGUGAAAUCCUCUCAAAUCAGGAAUUCCCGCUAUUACAUUCUACUGUCGAGGUGUCUUCCAUUCCCCUACCGCGAUGGUUGUGCUCCACGGCAAGUGGCGCUCCUCGUCUCCUUCGACUCCUAGUCGUCUGGCCUCAGCAACCCAUUGACCUCCUGCCAACAUUCCAAGUGACUGUGGCUUCAGGUUCGGAAACGCCCACUCUUAGUUCAACCACGACCACCGCCACCUCCUCUGCUAACAACGGUCGGCACGCCAAGCCUCAAAACACCGACAAACCUGAUGUCGCCUCAGAUUCUAAGUUAACUAUCCAGAAAUGUCUCAAGCUCUACUAUUUUUGCAACUAUUCGGCUGCUGCAGAUGAAGACGCAGGCAUGUUUAUGCGAGCUUUUGUGGAGAAGGAGCUAGUCGCACGGGCUCAGCCGUUCAGGUGUCCCCACUGCCACAAGAAACAGAAUUCGGCCCUCCGCGAGACUACACUGCUGCAGCCUCCAGAUUAUCUUCUUCUUCAUUUAUGCCUCUUCGUUCAGGUUCCAUUAAUUCAUGAGCAUCAAGAUAAAGCCACAGGCAAGUCUGUUUUAUCGCUGAAUCCCCCGAGCUUAUUUCAUUUGGGUCGCUGUCUGGGUCGGUUUCCGUUGCGGCUUCCGCUGAUUAUGCUUCAAUGGGGAGGAUGCCCGGUCAAGAGGGCUGUGUCCCCCAAGAUUGCCUGCGGUAGCAGACUGAUGAAAAUCAACUCCUUGGUUGACUACCCAAUCGAAAAUCUCGACCUUUCCUUUAUGCUCGAAUCCUCCAAAUCAUCCAGAGUCAGGCUAUUCAGGCGUAAUUCUUCCCGAAAACCUGAGUGGCAGUCGGGGGGGUUGAUGUAUGACCUUGUCGCCGUCUGCAUCCACAAGGGGCCUGUUGAGACUGGCCACAACACCGCCUACUGCAAGAACCUCUUCACGGGCCAGUGGUGGCACUACAACGAUCUCAAGGUCCAGAAGGUGCCCUCCGACCAGGUCAUACAACCCGGAGCCUACAUACUGUUUUACAAGAGGCAAGAUGUCGCUGUUGAAAAUCGGGACUUAAUCGCCAAGUUGACGGAAAUAGUUAACACGUCGGCUGAUUCCGAGUCCCCAUCGAUGGAGCAGGCCUAG